Molecule: messenger RNA, 4907 nt
Organism: Pomacea canaliculata
Lineage: Eukaryota; Metazoa; Mollusca; Gastropoda; Architaenioglossa; Ampullariidae
Product: coiled-coil domain-containing protein 154-like
Exons: 19
Coding region: 82-2487 (801 amino acids)
Source: RefSeq, a predicted model, not a curated record
AUCCAAUCAAAAGAAAAGUGUUAGGGAUCUCGUCGAUACAUGUAAACAUCAUGGCGGAGCAAAUGUGGAGUCAAAGUGAGAAUGACAUCAAGACUUAGUUAUCCAUUUGCAACUGACCUGGACCUAAACUCAAUGGCUGUGAGAACGAGCUCUACUCAGUUUCGAGGAAAGACUUCACAGCUUCCUUUACUCCCCACUGCAACUCCACCACCAGGCCCUGAAUCCCAGCUUGUUCCAUACGGCAUGUUCCGAGGCAAGAACAGUCCAGCAGGGAUCCGCCACAGUGCAGACAUUCUAGAAUCAGAAGAGAAAUUAAGACUUUUAGAAACAAGGCUUGGGUUGACAGAAAAAUCAAAUCGCUCUCUUCUGGAGGAAGUUCUUCGUUUGCAAAACGAUCUCCGCAUUUCUGUCGUACGAAAUGAGCAGAGUAUACGAGAUGAAAAGCAAGCUCGUAUUCAGCUAGAUUCCUCCUUGAACAUUGUAAAUGACUUAAUUACACAGCUUGCUGCUCGAAUCAAAACUGCAGAGGAAAAGAUCUUGGAAGAGAAAUCAACCCUGAGCUCAUUAGUUCAACACACAAAAGGUGUUGAGCAAACAGUGCUAGCAAGCCAACAAGAGCUGAAGUCCAGGAAAGAUGUACAGGGAAACAAGUUGUUAGAUCUCCAGUCUCGCUUGAAUGAAACACUGCAUUCCAAAGAACAAGUAGAAAAAAACAUUUUCACUUUGACAGAAGAGCUACGUAGUCUUCGUAAUAAGGUGGAAAAUCAGCAAGCUCAGUUUAGUACUGUUGUUGCUGACCUUCGACUUCGGUCACGACGCCUUGAAGAAGAAAACAAGCUACAGAUCCAGGAGCUAGAUGCACUUCGUAAACAAGGAGACUUGCAUUCACACACAGAACAGAAUGCAUCCCAUCUUCGUGGACAGGUUGAAACAAGACUCACUGAGCUGCGGGAUGUUAUACUUGAGCUGCGCUCACGUCAAGAUGCGGAAACAAGUGAGCGACGUUCCUUAGAGUCCUUACUACAGCAGAAGACAAAUGAGCUGCAGAUGGCAAUAGCAGAACAAGCUCGGAAGCGUGAAGAGGCUAUGCAUGCCCUAGACAUGAUUCACCGAGAGAAGGAGCAUUCUGCAGAGACAGAAAAACUCAAGCUGCAGAGCCGAGUGACAGAGUUGGUGGAGGAGAUGAACAAGCGUGUCCUUAACAAGGAGAUUAAGCUGAGGGAAGAGAUACAGGACAAGUACAUGCAAAUGGAAAAGUUACUUCAAAUGGAACAAGAAAAGCGAGCAGAGCAUGAGAGAAAGAUGAUGGACCAGACAGAGAGGCAGUGGCAAACCUUGAAAAAGAUGGGUGAUGAUGAAAUGCAUGGAGUCAAAGGUGCCCUCAAGAUGGAGCGAACCAAAAACAAGGAGUCCAUUGAGAAGCUGGAUGAGUCUAUUUCUCUGUUGGAAAAACAGUUAGAAGAACAGAAGCGUCAGUCAGACAAGAUCAUUGCUGCUGAGAUUAAAUCCAGGAAAGAUCAUGAGCGCCACACACAGGAACAAGUGGCUGGUGUGCAAGAAAAGUUGCAGAUUGCCACUGCCAAACUUCAGCAGGCCAUAGGAAGUAUUUCUGGGCAUUUGAAUACACAUAAUGAGAAGAUGCGUAAAGAAAUGAAAACUAUGCUAGAGGCUUCAGAGCAGAGCACGACUCGUGCUGUGACAGACUUGGAUGUUAGGAUGCAGAGCAUAAAGCAGAAAGUUGUCAACCUUGAGCAGCUUUUUGAUGGUCGCAUUUCAGAGCUGGUCAACUUGCAUCUUAACCCAGAGGCUGUGGAGUUGAAUGAGGCCACAUCAAUUCUAGCUCAGAAUUUACGUGAGAAGAUUGAGUCCAUCUCAUUGUGGCAAGAUGUCACUAGCCAGACAAUUCGAGAACUGAAUCAGUCAGUACAACAGGUUCCUAAUGAUAUCUACGCUGUUGAAGAGAAGCAGAAGCUACUCAAAUUGGAAGUGGAGUCCAGAGUCUCAACAGAGGCAGAGAGCAGAAUCCGUGAUGUAGAGAAUCUGAAACAAGAGCUGUCAGCCCUUAAACAGCGCAAGACACCACAAGCAGCCACUGUGGAGGAUCUUCAGGAGGUGCAAGCUUCUGUAAGAAAGCUAGCAGAGUCCAUCCAGACGGUUAAAACAGUACUUGGCAUGAAGAUUCAGUCAGAGCAAAAACAGCGCCAGGAGGACGUGAAGCGACUAGAGGACGACAUCGAGGAGCUGAGGAAGAUGAUCAAGCCGCUGCUGCCGCCUCGCAUGUUUGUCAAGGACGACAACGACAAGGCCAAAGGAAGGGACGCCGAAAACGACACAGAAGGUGUGAACCGUUGGAGUGUUUACAAUACGUACAGAUGGUUAACAUGGAAGACGCGCAUCAUGUACAUGAAGUGGAGGAAGUCGGCUCGCAGACAACAGCAGUCCAGGCCCAACACAUCGGAUAACAAGCCGAACACGCCAGAUAACUAAUCCGCACACGCCAAAUGACAAACAAGCACGAAUGACGACGAUCUCAACGUGUGAAAUGACUGAGGUCCAGCGCGUCAGAUGAUUAGGCCAGACAUGACAAAUGACAAAUCCAGCUUGGCCGAUGACUAAGGUCCAACGGAGAGGACUACCGGAAGUACAUCCGUACAUCACUUUGGUAAUGACGUCAAGGUUAACCAGCUGGCAAAGCAACACAACCAUAGAGCGUAGUUAAACUUAGUUUGUUGAUGUACAGAUCGCGCCGACGGCCUGCAAACUUCAGCUGAAGUCUUGUGAAAAUAAAAAAAGAGAAGUCGCCAAACGACAGUCCAGCGGCAAGGUUGGUUUAAAGGCAGUCGCAUGUUUGUGACGACACAUUUGACAGUUGGAUGAAAAGGACUGAUGCCUUCAUUGUACCCCGAGUGGAAAACAAUAUUGCAUAAAAUGACUCCAUGUUGCCUUAGUUAAAAGAAAGUGCAGCUUCUGGUUUUGACGUAAAGCGCGUACUUGUAAAAAGAUGCCUUUUGCGGAGAUUUUUGUAAACAGCUAUUUUUACUUAUGGGAUAUCAUUUUAUUUUUUUUUUGCUUUUAAUUUAUUCUUAUGUAGGUUUUACGCCUUUAAAAUAAGAAAGUUUAUUUCGUAUUUUUACUGUUUCCCAUAUGUUAACCAUCACUGAAAACGUUGACACUAAACACGGUAGCCAGCAUGCCUGUCUUUUACAUUAAUGCACUCGCUACUUUAUGGUCUCAGUUUCUCAAAGUAGUAAUUUCUGUGAUAGCAACUUAUCAGUAGCUCCCUUUAGGGUCAUUUAUAAUUCCUUCUCUAUGUAGCUCGUAUAACAAUAUUUGAAAGAAAUUUUUCAUAGCAACAAUGUUUAUAAAUGUAUGGCAGGUUUUUUUAAGUUCCACUUAUUUAGCAUUUAGUGUGGCAGCGUUCGAGUCUGUUGGGUGUAUUUUGUAAUUUCGAUUUCCCUCACAAAGAUUUAUCACUAAGCUAUGAAGAAAGUUUAUAUUUGCAGAUAUUUUAAAGGUGUAACUUAUAGAUCCUCAGGAUAUAUUUGCUUUUGGUGUUUUUGUUUUUCCUUAUUUUCAUGGCGCAUCUUGCAGACGUAAAAAAAAAAAAGGCUGUUUAUCUUUGUCUUUUUUUAAACUCGUUUCUCCAAGACUUUUAGUUUGAGAAUAUUGUUUCGACUUCUUCUAAAAUAAUUUAUAGGAAGCUAUCUUUUCUUGUACUGAACAUUCUUGUUUUCUGAUUCUCUUUGAUGUGCGACAGAUAUUUUUUUUGUAAUUAUUUAGAUAAAGUGAGUCGGACCAGUGUUAAUUUGCUCGUAUCAUUUGUCUCAUCAACGCAUGCUAACAUGCACUGAUAUGCUAAUAUGAUUGUAUACCUCUCCUCUCUCUUUAUCCCCUACCCCAAACUCUUCCCCAACUCAAUCCUGUCUUCCUAAGACACCCUGGGCUCCCACUUACCUUGAUGUGUAAGAGUUACUUCAUGAGUUAAAUUUAAUAAAAAAAAAAAUUGUAUUGCAUGUGGUAUAAUACUAUUACUACAAAUACUUAUACUAGGAGACGAACAGAGCAUUGAUGUUAUGAAACAGUUCAAUGCGCAGAACACUUGGUGACGAGGUAACCCUCGCUCCUCGCUAAGGAGGUUUUGGCGAAGGUGGUGUCCUGCUUCACGUUUGCCAGGCUGAGACUGUGACAGAGAGCUCCAGUCUCUCAGACAAGGUGUGCGUGUAAGUGCAUGGCUUUUUUGCGUUUACCGCAGACCAGCUGCCUGCUAUUUCGUUCAGCAGGUGACUUCGAGAGGGACUUGUUGUGAGAACUGGACUAUCAACGUUGCUGCAGACGCUUUCACCGAGAAGAUAGGAAUCCUCCGCCUUUUCGUAGUAGUCUUUUUUAUAUUUCCUCCGUUUCUUUUUUCUUUCCUUUCAUUCAUCAUGAUAAAGCUUUUAUUAUUAAGAAGAUGUAGACUCCACUACCUUCCUUGCUUCCUUCAUUUUUUUCUGUCUUUCCUUCUAUCCUAAUUUCUUUUGUGCCAUUUUUUUUUCUCCAUUCUUUAGUAUUUUUUCUUUUUAGUACUUUCUUUCCUUUUCAUUCAUUGUUUCUUUCUCGUACAAAAAGAAGUGGAAUGAAACAUUCUGCCAGUAUUCACUAAAUCUGGUCGUUACAGGCGGGGAUAUUGUAAUAUAAAUUAUAUUUCUUAUACUAAUAAUUGCCGCCCACUUAUUUUGGGUUCACUUUGACUACAUUGCUCUUACUGUAACGAUCAAUCGUAAUCAAUGUUUUCAGGUUAACUGUUUAUUUCACUGACAUAAAAAGUCAUAUUUGUAUAGUCUUAGACUGUCGCUGUGCCCCACCAAAUCGUAGCUUAUCUGUGAUACAACUAUUCCUUUAUUAAAAGAAAUUUCUUGAAAUUGUAA